Molecule: messenger RNA, 1067 nt
Organism: Austrofundulus limnaeus
Lineage: Eukaryota; Metazoa; Chordata; Actinopteri; Cyprinodontiformes; Rivulidae
Gene: znf366
Product: zinc finger protein 366
Exons: 3
Coding region: 56-793 (245 amino acids)
Source: RefSeq, a predicted model, not a curated record
AGAAAAACAAGGAUAGAAAGAGGAAGAAAGGCUUUGUGGGAAGGAGUUCAACAGAAUGCACAACCUAAUGGGCCACAUGCAUCUCCACUCGGACAGCAAACCCUUCAAGUGCCUCUACUGCCCCAGCAAGUUCACGUUGAAGGGCAACCUCACCAGACACAUGAAGGUCAAACACGGGGUCAUGGACAGAGGCCUGGAUGAAAAACUGUUUCAUCAGAGAGGGAGGUACUGCCUGUCCACACCGAUGGAGCUUCUCUCCCACUUCAGCCAAGAGGAGCCGUUUGACCUCUCGCAGAAAGCCCCGGGCCCGCCCGGUCGUCGCCUCUCCCAGUCGGAYGGCGAGAGCAUCCCGGGAAGCUCGGGUCAAGAGGAGGAUGAGGAGAGCUUGUACAGGAGGAGUCAGUACAGCCCCGAGGCGGACCAGCAAGAGCCAGGAGGCGAGGACCAGUACAGUCCUGAGGUGAAGCCCCAGGACCAGGUGCGCACUGACGAACUGAGGCCAGGCGGGAAAUACCAGAAAAGAUCAGCGGACGGAUCUUCUGAAGGGGAUGUGGCAGCAGAGAGACGAUCUGCAGGUCUGAGCGGAAACCAGGAGCRCCUCUCACAGUCGGAGACGUCGUGUGAAUCCGACGCAGAACCAGAUGAGGAACCUGAAACAGCCUGUAGACGGUCAUGUGACUACGACUCGGUUUCAGAAGAYCAGGAGCAGGAGCUAGACGAGCAGGAGCAAAGCAAACAGCAGCCGAAGGGAAACUAUGAGGCCAGUAAUGUCGCAAACAGGCUGAGGAGCUGAAGAGAAAGAGGUCAAAAAACUAAGAAUUUAUAGGUUUUAAGAAAAUCAGCGAGACUGAAUCUGACUGAGAAAUUUCAAGGAAUGCAGAUUUCAGGGAUUUUUAAAAAAAAUUCAGAGAGGAUAUUCAGGAGAUAUGUUAGAAAACAAAAUGUGUAGCUCUAAAAGACAGGGUUAAAAUGAUGGAUUGUUGUGUAGCAAAACAAAUCAUAUAGUGUUAAUACAAACAAAUCAAAAACACAAAAAUGAAAGCUAAAAGCUGUGAAAGCACAUUUAA